GGAAGUGCCUCGCGCAGUUCGUCGCUGUUGUCGCUCAGGUGAGCUCACCGAAAGUUUGGUCAGACAGCAGGAUGGCGGACGACACGUACGAGUCGAUUCUUUGCGUGAAACCGGAGGUUCACGUGUACAGGAUUCCUCCGCGGGCUUCUAAUCGAGGAUAUCGUGCUGCGGACUGGAAGCUGGACGAACCGGCCUGGAGCGGCCGCAUGAAGAUCACUGCAAAGGCCAAAACUGCCUUUAUUAAACUGGAGGACAAGAACACAGGUGAGCUGUUUGCACAGGCUCCAGUAGAUCAGUAUCCCGGUGCGUCUGUAGAAGCUGUAACAGAUUCCAGUCGCUAUUUUGUGAUCAAGAUUGAAGAUGGGAACGGACGUCAUGCGUUCAUUGGGCUCGGCUUCGCUGACCGCGGAGACUCGUUUGACUUCAACGUGGCCCUGCAGGACCAUUUUAAGUGGGUGAAACAGGAAGGUGAACUGGCCAAACAGGAAGCCAAUCAGAGCGCAGCUCCUAAACUGGACCUCGGCUUUAAAGAAGGUCAGACCAUCAAGAUCAGCCUCGGGAACAUAAAGAAGAAGGACACAGCUGGAGUUAAGUCACGUCCUGCCGGUGCUGGGGGUCUGCUCCCACCUCCUCCUGGUGGGAAAAGUGGUGGACUCCUCUCUCCUCCUCCUGGCUCCGCCCAGCCGGCUGCUCCGCCCACUCAACAGAGCACAGGGUUGUUGCUGGAUUUUGGAGCAUCUCAGCCUCAGCCUCAGGCAUCUCAGGACCUGUGGGGUGAUUUCACUGCUGCAGGAUCAGGAGAGAAACAUCUCUCUCUCUCUCUCUCUCUCUCUCUCUCUCUGCAGCACGACUCAGGAAAGUGUGAAACCAGGAUGGGUACAGUUUUGAUUAUGUGAACUGGUCCGCACAUGUGUGUGAGGGCUGGAAGACACACACUCACUCACACUCUCACACACACACACACACACACACACAUACAUACAUAUAUAUAUAUACAAGAACACACCCUAUUUGUCCUCAGAGAGAGGUAGAUGAAAAACUGGAGAGAAAACAACAAAUGAAAUCUGAGAUCUGUUUUGCUCUCGCUCUCUAAAGCACACACACACACACACACACACACUCAAAGUGAGUUGUGUCAUGUGCACGUUUGUACGUUUUGAGCUCACUGAGAGUGGAGUGAGGAUCCACAUUCCACUUUUUUCUUUAGGAAAGUAUUCUUGAAGUGUAUUGGGUUGUUUGUUUGUUUGUUUCUCAUGCAGUGGGAUCUGCUUUUAUCUUUUAUUUUUGUUCUUCAUUAAUGAUCUUUGUUGUUUACUUUGACGCUUUUACUCAGAGCGAUUUGUUACGAGUGAGGCGAUGUGAAAUCCGCUCACAGAGCCGAGCUGCUGAGAAAAUCUUUGACCUCGCGACCUUCAGGUCAUUAGAGCAGCAUGCUGUCCAUCAUCUCACUGUUCGGUUUACUGUCUGGUUUUAUACACGCUAGCUCGAUGAUCUGAAUGCUUUUAUUUUUGGGCCCAUGAAGGAACCAGCGAAUUAAGAAAAAAACAACUUUUUAGUGUUUAAAGCAGGAGUUUGUACGAAAAAAAAUGAAUCUUUUACACCACAGGGAGUCGGUCAUCCAGGACAUGUUUGGUGCCUGUGAUGUUUUAGCAUUUUGCUAAACCUGGAGGCUACAGAUCUGUAUUUCAUGCUAGCUACGUAUUAGCUACCUAGUGUAAAACUCCAGAAGGAGACUUCAGAGGUCAGAUACUGAUCAUGUUCUCUAGCAGAUUUCUGACCAGAAGCUCCUAAAGCUUAGUGUCACUGUUUUCACUACAAUUAAAAACCCACGUCUCUAUAAUUAUAUUCAGUCAGAAUCAAUGUUAAUGUCAGAGCAGGUUUUAUCAUUUCCCCUAAACAGACACACACACACACACACACGUUUCAUGAUGCUGUUCUGGAAUGACUUUCUCCACUGUGAUCGCAUUUAAACAUUUUAUCUUUUCCCAAGUGCCUUUACUGAUAGAAACACGUGUAUAAAAUGUAAAGCAACACUUUCAUUUGUAAAUAAAAUUAAAUUUUUCCCCUUUUCUGUCA
Hemibagrus wyckioides is the source of this 2076-nucleotide messenger RNA. RefSeq names its product NECAP endocytosis associated 2 (gene necap2). The transcript has 8 exons. The coding region runs from base 72 to 896 and encodes 274 amino acids. Gene Ontology annotation, biological process: endocytosis. The record is from RefSeq and is a predicted model, not a curated record. NCBI's taxonomy places the organism in Eukaryota, Metazoa, Chordata, Actinopteri, Siluriformes, Bagridae. Gene Ontology annotation, cellular component: clathrin vesicle coat; membrane.